AAUCACCGUAAGUGCAAGGCCCACCUCGACGCAGAAUCAUAGCAUUCUAGCUCCCUGCCUCUCUAUAAAAACCAUCUUGAGCUCCCCUGUUUCUACUCUACACACUUUCACUCAGAACAAUCACUAGAUACAUAAUUCAGUCUGUCAUAGUUCUUUGGCCACAUCAAUUUCUACACUGAUACAGUACGCUUUUCUAGACUGCAAUAUCUCCCUAUUUUAAACUAUCAUUGUUUUGUACUAGUAACUCCAAACCAAUUUCUGAAAAUCUCCCUGUUCUUCAGAUAUCAUCGUUUGUAUAUUUUUUUUUUCCGGGGAAGCUAGAUAUUUGGAAGAUAAUUUAAAGGGGAGGAGUGGGGGAUUGUUAAAUUUAUAAUACCACUGGAUUUUUUCAGUACAAUGAUUCUGUCGAACAAAGGUUGCAAUGUAUUGAAAUCCUUUGCAAUUCUUGAAAAGAAGUUUUGUGUUGGCAAAAGUUUCUAUUUUUGGAUCUUUCAAAUUUUCAGCAGGUAUAGUCUCGGCACUUAGGAAAGGUCAGUGGUACAUUCGGAAACUUGUUUAUACAUUCCUUUCUUCUGCCCUUUCUUCUUUACUAGAUAUAUAGUAGUUUUAGUCGAAAAGGAAGAUGGGAAGGGGAUCACUCCCACCCGGAUUUAGGUUUCACCCUACCGAUGAGGAAUUAGUUGGCUAUUACCUGAAACGCAAACUAGAGGGACUUGAAAUUGAGCUUGAAGUGAUUCCAGAGGUUAAUCUUUACAAGUUUGAUCCAUGGGAGUUACCAGAAAAGUCAUUUCUCCCAGACAGUGAUAUGGAGUGGUAUUUCUUUUGUCCCCGCGAUAGAAAAUAUCCAAACGGAUCAAGAACAAACCGAGCUACAAAGAUAGGAUACUGGAAAGCCACAGGAAAAGAUAGGAAAGUAGUAUGCCAUUCGUCUGUAACUGGAUACAGGAAAACACUAGUGUUUUAUACUGGAAGAGCUCCUGCAGGUGAUAGAACAGAAUGGGUGAUGCACGAAUAUCGUCUCUCUGAUGAUAUUACUGAAGGUGAAGGAUCUCAGAACUUCCAGGGACCUUUUGCAUUGUGCCGUAUUCUAAAGAAGAAUGAGCAGGCAAUGAAGAAGAAUAACACAGAUAGAUGCUCCAAAGCUAAACAAUUUCCAUGUAGUUCAAUGAAAGGGGAUGUUAAGUCAACUAGAACUUUGGAUGAGACUGUGAUCAUCUCUGGUGAUUUGCGAUUUCAGCAAAGUGGUAUGGCUACUCAGUGUAAUUAUUCAAGUACUCUUACUCUUCCAAUAACACCAAUGGUGGAAGGAGAUAUAUUAGCUGCUCCACAAAUGGCUGAUUCUUCAAGUCUUUGGGUCUCUCCUUAUUUUAUCCUUGAUUCAUCUAAGGAAUUUUCUUCAGGCCAAGAAGUAGUUCAUAUAAAGUCCCUACAGAAUGAGUUUCCAAAACCGGAGUUGCCAUCUCAAGCAUAUGAGCAAAUCGAUCUAUCUUCAAGUUCAUCGUACUCAACUUUUACAGGGGAAAUUGAACUUACUAAAAAUUUUCUAAUAGAAAACAGCAUGUCAUCACCUUACUCAGGACACGGAGACUACAUGGAUUUUUUUGUAGAUGGGAACAUGUCACACGAAGGGAUGGAAGUACUGGACACAGCUCCCAUUUGCAGACAGAUCAGCGGUGAUGGGAGUUUUGGAGAUUUCAGUGGUCUGUGGACACCCGAAGACAACUAUGUUGUUGUGAUAUAAGACAUAGUUCUUUAGAAUAAAACAGUUUGGAAAGUCCGCAGACUAGGGGUUUAGUUUUGAAGGCAUGAAGCAGUUGUUAUAUGUGGUUACCUAAGCAUUAUUGCACAAGCUUUCUAACUACUACAAUGAAAGUCUUCUUGUCAUCAUUAAACUUUCCAAGAACAACUUCAGCUUGUAUACAAUGUAGUAUAAAUUGUAUGUUUCUAAUUCAAAAUUUUAA
Molecule: messenger RNA, 1961 nt
Organism: Daucus carota subsp. sativus
Lineage: Eukaryota; Viridiplantae; Streptophyta; Magnoliopsida; Apiales; Apiaceae
Product: NAC domain-containing protein 71
Exons: 5
Coding region: 623-1741 (372 amino acids)
Biological process (GO): regulation of DNA-templated transcription
Molecular function (GO): DNA binding
Source: RefSeq, a predicted model, not a curated record